AAGAAGUCUUGUCGUACACAACACAGUCUUCUUUUUGAGGUUCAUAAUCCUCUGAAUCUCUCUCUUCUCUCUCUCUCUCUCCUUUACGCGGCCAUCCUUUCUUCUCCGAUUCUCUCUCUACCAAUUCCCCAAUUUCCCUUUUCCAGCAAGAACCCUAAAAAAAUCAGAACAAUUACAGCGUAAUUGUUCUGCAUCUUCUCCCAAAUCGCCAUCUUUAAUUUUUUUUUCUGGAGAUGGCGUCCAUUGGGAUUCAUUCAGUAGCUAAAUUAUUACACCCCUCUUUCCCUUCUUCAACACACAAUUCCAAUCAGAUUAUUUUUUCCCCCAAUCAAUUUCUACCCAUCUCCAAAAACACCAACAAAAUCCCUAAACGGCUUCUAUCAACACCGAUCAAUUCAUCAAAUUCAGCCGUUCUCUCACCUCACCCAGACGAAUUAUCCAUGGCCGCCGAUUCGGAAACCCUAAAAAAAGACGGUGCCUCGUCGCAGAAGAUCGAUUCAUGGGUGCAGGACUCCGUGACCGACAUUGUAAAAAACCUAAAGCAAGCACCUUUACUGGUCCAAAUAUACUCGCAAAACGACGUCGUGACGAUCCAAACGGAAAAGGCGAUUGAGGACAAAUGGCCGCACGUGAGAAACGAGUGGAGAAGCGGGGAAUCGAAAUCGCCAGAUGGGCUGAUUUUUGUGGAGGAAUUAGGGCAGGAGAAUGUGGAUGAAGAAUCUGGGGAAGGUGUGACUAGGGCUUGGGGAAUAGUUGUGCAGGGGAAGGAAUCUGAAUGUGGGCCCGCUUGCUAUUUGCUGAAGACGAGCAAAGUUUGUGGUGGGAUGGGUUUGGGUUUCUGCACACAUUUCUGCUUGAUGAGGGUUAAUAAUUUUAGGGAUACUGCUUUAGAACAAUUCAGAGAUUCUUGGUUGUUGCAGUGAAUUAAAGAUUGUUCUGUAAAUCUCUUGCCUUCUGGGGCUAAAAUUUGUAAUUACAUGUGAAGAGAAAUAUUAAACAAUGGGUUUUUAAUUGAUUUGAUGCUA
Erythranthe guttata (spotted monkey flower) is the source of this 1025-nucleotide messenger RNA. RefSeq lists its product as uncharacterized. The record is from RefSeq and is a predicted model, not a curated record. NCBI's taxonomy places the organism in Eukaryota, Viridiplantae, Streptophyta, Magnoliopsida, Lamiales, Phrymaceae.